AUGCACAGGGAUGUGCCAUGCAGGGUGUCACACGUUGGGGAUGUGCCACUGCAGGACGCGGUGCCCCACGUGCGGGUCUUCCCCGAGCACGGCCUCGGCCUCCGGAGGCAGAAGAGGGACUGGGUCAUCCCGCCCAUCAACUGCCCCGAGAACGAGCGCGGGCCCUUCCCCAAGAACCUGGUGCAGGUGGGUGGCACCCGGUGGCCGCGCCGGAGCCCCGGGAUGGCUCUGGCCACAUGGGACACGUGGCCAGGCCUCCGGAGGCAGAAGAGGGACUGGGUCAUCCCGCCCAUCAACUGCCCCGAGAACGAGCGCGGGCCCUUCCCCAAGAACCUGGUGCAGCUCUUCUCGCACGCCGUGUCGGCCAACGGGCAGCCCGUGGAGGACCCCAUGGAGAUCAUCAUCACCGUGACGGACCAGAACGACAACCGGCCCAUAUUCACCAAGCAGGUCUUCAUUGGCUACAUCGAGGAGGGCGCCAAGCCGGGCUGGCGCCAUCCCUGCCCUAACCACGGCCCUUCUGGCUUGCAGAGCACCCCCAACUACACCCUGAUCAUCCAGGCGGCGGAUCAGGAGGGCAAGGGCCUGACCAACACGGCCACGGCCAUCAUCGAAGUCACCGACGCCAACGACAACACGCCCAUCUUCGACCCCAACAUGUAUGAGGGGACAGUGGAGGAGAACAAGGUGGGGGUGGUGGUGGCCCGGCUCACGGUGAAGGACGCAGACACGCAGGGCUCCCCUGCCUGGAGAGCCGUCUACCACAUCCGCAGCGGGGACCCCAACGACGACUUCAGCAUCACCACCGACCCCAAAACCAACGACGGCAUCCUCAAAACGGCCAAGGGCCUGGAUUACGAGUUGAAGAGCCGGUACGAGCUCGUGGUUGGGGUGGAGAACGAAGUGCCCUUGACCGUGUCGCUCCCCACCUCCACGGCCAGCGUCUUGGUGAUAGUCAGGGACGUGAACGAAGCGCCCGUCUUCGUGCCCCCCGUCAAGAGGGUGGAGGUGCCGGAGGAUCUGCCGGUGGGGCAGGAGGUCACGUCCUACACAGCGCAGGACCCGGACCAGCAGCAGAGGCAGAAAAUCACGUACCGCAUGGGCAGCGACCCCGCGGGGUGGCUGGCCAUCGACCCCGAGAACGGCAUCGUCACGGCCAGCCAGGCCCUGGACCGCGAGUCCAUGCACGCCCUCAACAGCACCUACAAGGCCAUCGUGCUGGCCGUGGACAACGGGGUGCCGGAUGCCACCGGCACGGGGACGCUGCUCCUCGUCCUGCAGGACGUCAACGACAACGGGCCCAUGCCGGAGCCCCGUUUCUUCGACAUCUGCAACCAGCAGCCCGAGGAGCAGCUGCUGACCGUCGUGGACAAGGACCUGCCCCCCAACACCUACCCCUUCCAGGUGGCACUGGAGCACGGCUCCGGCACCAACUGGACCGCCAGGAUGGCCAGCCAAGACCAGCUGGCCCUCAGGCUGCUGAAGGAGCUGGAGCCGGGUGAGUACAGCGUGUUCCUGAAGCUGACGGACAGCCAGGGCAAGGCGCAGGUGACCUCGGUGAAGGCGCAGGUGUGCGAGUGCGAGGGGGCGGCCAAGAACUGCGAGCGCAUCGCCUUGUCCCUACGUUGGUACCUGGAUGGUACCGAUGGGCUGCAACUCGCCAUCUCCCCCAUGCUCUCCCUGCUGGUCAGCUCGGGCUCACCUUUCCCCUUGAUUAAGGGACUGGAUCGUCGGCCGGAUGAGGAAGGGCUGAGCGAGCUGGACCUGUUCAGCCUGGAGAAGACUGAGGGGACCUGA
Molecule: messenger RNA, 1797 nt
Organism: Tinamus guttatus (white-throated tinamou)
Lineage: Eukaryota; Metazoa; Chordata; Aves; Tinamiformes; Tinamidae
Source: RefSeq, a predicted model, not a curated record